GAUGCUUUCAAACAGAGGCAAAGCUGGAACCAAAGUAACCGAGCGGCACUUGAACGCAGCAUCAGACUCCAGGUUCCUCACACGGACACACACAACCAGCAGCGUGUGUUUGCGACUCGCUGCUCGGUGGUCUGCGUUGUCCAGCAAAUAUACCGUCAUGCUCUUGAUGUUUCGGGCACAAUACCGCAGUUCGACAGCGACCCAGAACAUGUAAGGAGCGUCGAAACCGCUUUGAUUCGUACUGCACGCGGCAGACGUAAUCGGCGUUGAAAACAAAAGGAGUUGGCGAAAGAGAAAGACGAUGGUGGAAAGACCAGAAGAGGACCUGCGAUCCAGUCUAUUGAAAUUCGCACGAAACUUUUUAAGGUUAUGAAAGCGAAUCGUUUAGUAUGUCGGACCCAAGUCAACCGAGCCGGAACAAGUCCCAUUUUGUUCCUGAAGCCUUGCUGAAGCGCUCAAAAAGCUGCCGCAGCAACAACAGGAAGAGUCUCUGUGUCGGAUCGCCAUCACCCACUUUGUCCCGACCCCUCUCUCCCCUCUCAGUCCAUACAGCCGCAAGCAGCCCACUGGACAGCCCACGAAAUGUGUCGACCAGUGCCUGCGUCAACUUUCCGUUUGCCCGAAGUCACUUGGCUCGUGCAGACAGAGCUGAGGGCCGUAGAUGGUCUCUGGCAUCCCUCCCUUCGUCAGGCUAUGGAACCAACCCACCAAGCUCAACUGUUUCAUCCUCAUCCUCCUCCCAGGAGCGCCUUCAUCAGCUUCCCUACCAGCCAACCCAAGAUGAGCUGCACUUCCUUUUCAAACACUUCCGUAGCACGGACAGUAUAACUGACGAGGAUGGCCGGCCCACGACCGUCAUGCGACCUCGCUCCCGGAGUCUGAGCCCUGGGCGAUCAAGCGUCUCCUUUGACAAUGAGAUAGUCAUGAUGAACCAUGUUUACAGAGAACGCUUUCCAAAGGCCACAGCCCAGAUGGAGGAGAGAUUGUUGGAAAUUGUUACCCACUGUUCUCCAGAAAGCUCACUCCCGUUGGCUGAUGGGGUGUUGGGUUUCAUCCAGCACCAGUUGGUCGAGUUGGUCCGUGACUGUUUGGAGAAGUCCCAGAAAGGUCUGGUUACAUCUCGCUACUUUGCUGAGCUUCAGGAGAAGUUGGAAAAGCUCCUUCAUGAGGCCUACGAGCGCUCGGAAAGUGAGGAGGUGACUGUCAUCAUCCAGCUGGUGAGGAAAAUCCUGAUCAUCAUCUCUCGGCCGGCUCGCCUCCUCGAGUGUCUGGAGUUUGAUCCGGAAGAGUUCUACCAUUUGCUUGAGGCAGCAGAAGGUCACGCCAAAGUCGGCCAGGGGAUCAAAUCGGACAUCCCUCGAUACAUCAUCAGCCAGUUGGGUUUAGCACGAAACCCUUUGGAGGACAUGGUGCAGCUUCAACAGUGUGAUUGCAGUCCCUCAGUGUCGAUUGAGCCAGAUGGGGAGAAUAAAACCCCGCAGGCUGUGACCCCAACUCGCCGGAAACCUCUUGAGAGCGAUUUUGAGACCAUUAAACUCAUCAGUAACGGGGCUUAUGGGGCUGUUUAUCUGGUCCGCCACAAGGAGACUCGUCAACGGUUUGCCAUGAAAAAGAUCAAUCGUCAAAACCUCGUCUUAAGGAACCAGAUUCAGCAAGCGUUUGUGGAGAGAGACAUCUUGACUUUUGCAGAGAAUCCCUUCGUUGUGUCCAUGUUUUGUUCUUUCGAGACGAGACGCCAUCUCUGCAUGGUCAUGGAGUACGUGGAGGGUGGCGAUUGCGCCAACUUGCUGAAGAACAUGGGUCCACUACCUGUAGAAAUGACAAGGAUGUACUUUGCCGAAACCGUCCUGGCCCUGGAGUACCUUCACAAUUAUGGGAUAGUGCACAGAGACCUCAAACCUGACAAUUUGCUGAUCACAUCCAUGGGCCACAUUAAGUUAACAGACUUUGGCCUGUCAAAAAUUGGCCUGAUGAACAUGACCACAAACCUCUACGAGGGUCACAUGGAGAAAGAUACAAGGGAAUUUGUUGAUAAACAGGUGUGUGGUACUCCAGAGUACAUUGCCCCAGAGGUGAUUCUCAGGCAAGGAUACGGGAAACCAGUAGACUGGUGGGCAAUGGGAAUCAUCCUUUAUGAGUUCCUAGUUGGUUGUGUUCCAUUCUUUGGCGAUACUCCCGAGGAACUUUUUGGCCAAGUUGUCAGUGAUGACAUCAUUUGGCCUGAAGGAGACGACGCUUUGCCAAUGGACGCACAGGACAUGAUUACCCAUCUCUUGAGGCAGAGCCCCCUAGAAAGACUGGGAACUGGUGGGGCCUCAGAGGUCAAACAGCACGCCUUCUUCGUGGGUUUGGACUGGAAUGGACUAUUACGACAAAAAGCAGAAUUCAUCCCUCAGCUUGAUUCAGAAGAUGAUACAAGCUACUUUGACACACGAUCCGAGCGCUAUCAUCACAUGGCGUCUGAUGAAGAUGAGGAAACCAAUGACGAAGAGUCUUCGCUGGAAAUCAGGCAGUUUUCCUCGUGGUCGCAUCGUUUCAGCAAGGUGUACAGCAGCACAGAACAUUUGGCUACGCCAUCCAAUUUGAGCUUUUCAUCUGAUCGCAGUCACAGCGAGGACAAAGAGGACCGCGUCGAUGUUGGAGGGCGUAGUCCCUCCACAGGUCCAGCAGAUGGCGCUCUGGAGCCCAGACUCCCAGGACGCAUGGCCAGCCUCUGCCCUCGGGCAUCACCCAGGUCCUCCCAGUCUGAGAGGAGCACCAGUCCCCUGGUGAUGAGCAGCACACACAGCCUAGAGAUGACACCUCGCUUUGCUGUCUCAACAGAUGACGAGGCUGAAGUCGUCGUUUCCAAACUUCGAAGGAUCCGGAUCCGCAGCAACAGCACAGGGGCCAAACACUCAUCCCCCAAAGAGCCAGCUGGCCCACGGCGAUUUGGUAACCAACUUGAGACACCGGACAGACAGAGGCUUCCGUGUGGAGGCAAAGUUCCCAAGUCCGCCUCUGUUUCAGCUCUGUCGCUCAUCAUAACCACAGAUGACGGCCUCCAGCCCAGUCCCAUCUCCCCAAGGUCACUGUCCUCAAACCCUUCCUCUCGUGACUCCUCCCCCAGCCGGGACCUGUCCCUCAGUCCCGGUAGCAUAAAGCCGCCAAUCAUCAUUCACACUUCGGGCAAGAAGUAUGGCUUCACAAUGCAGGCUAUCCGCGUCUACAUGGGUGACAGCGAUGUCUACACGGUCCAUCACAUGGUGUCGAGUGUGGAUGAGGGCAGUCCCGCCUACCAGGCAGGGUUACGCACUGGAGAUCUCGUCACUCACGUGAAUGGAGAGUCCGUCCAAGGCCUGGUUCACACCGAGAUGAUUGAACUACUCUUGAAGAGUGGCAGCAAGGUGGCGCUCCAGACCAUAGCCCUUGAGAACACAUCCAUCAAAGUUGGUCCAGCCCGAAAAACCAAACACAAAGGAAAGAUGGCCCGUCGUAGCAAGCGGAGCAAGAGGAGAGAUAACUAUGAUAGGAGACGCAGCAUCCUGAAGAAGUUAUCCAAGCAGAGCACAGUGAUGCACAGCAGUCGCAGCUUCUCGUCAGGUCUCCACCACUCCGUUUCCUCGAGUGAGAGUCUUCCAGGUUCGCCGACACACAGCCUCUCUCCAGGCCCCUCCACGCCCUGCCGAAGCCCUGCGCCUGACCAUCAGGCCUUUGAUAACUCUCCUCAGAGCACUUCUCCAUGUUCCAGUUCUCCCAAUUCCCCUGCCGCACACAUCCGACCAAGUUCUCUCCACGGUUUGGGCUCCAAGCUCAGCACACAGCGUUACACCAAGGUGGGCCGCCGGAAGUCAACCAGCAACAUCCCGCCUUCACCCCUCGCCUGCUCCUCUUCUUCGGCACAGCCGCUUUCUCCACAGCGCUCUCCCUCACCGUUGCCGGGAUUCGGCAAAACACUUCACCCCUUCCAUGGCAAAACCCUGUCACCGCCCACCAUCGUUAGGCACAUCGUGCGGCCCCGCAGUGCAGAACCACCUCGAUCUCCCCUCCUCAAGAGGGUCCAGUCAGCUGAGAAACUAUCUGGAAUGUAUCACGCCGAUAAGAAGUCAUACACCCCCCGCAGGCACACCCUGGAAGUGCCCUUUUACAGUGAAGGGGAGCUGCUUGUUGACUCAGAAGCAGAUGGGAGCUUCUCUGGCUCUCACCAGGGGGUCGACCACUCCAGACUCUGCAGCUACUUGGGCGGCCAGAGGAUGUGGGACUCGGGGCCCGAGCGAUCAGAGCAACUGGUUGUCAUGCGAAAGCUCAACCUCUCGGAGCGCCGCGACUCCUUCAAAAAGCAGGAGGCGGUCCAGGAGGUGAGCUUUGACGAGCCCGAGGAGAAAACGAGCGCUACGGCCACCUCUGGGGUUCAACAAAAGCAAGCCCAGAAACAGCUGCAACACAGGACCACUUGGCUGGCUAAGACUGGAUCGCAAAACAGCCAGGAGGUGGAGCUGCAGGUGCCUACGAUACGGAGGUUCACCCUCGUGCCCCAAAUCGCCGUGCAGGGCUCGACAGAGAGCGAGGAACAGGAUGAGUGGGAGCCAUGUUCAGACGGCGAGGAGGCCCAGCAGGAGCUCACCGUCACUUCGUCUCAGCCACAGCAGCUGGUGGACCUGCUUCGCGAUCAGAGCUGCAGCCAUGAAGAGGACACGUCCAGUUCCACUCAAGUCGGACAAUCGGCUGCAAAGUCCGAGUGCGGACAGGAGACGCCACAUAAGGCACAUGUCAAAAAGUGAUAGCUGGCCCUGCACUGAGGGUGAUGAGAAAGUGGCAGAUUUUACUUGAAUUUUUGUACUGUACAUAUUUGCUUGGUGGACCUGCCGGUCUUAUUUAUUACAAUUGUAAAGCACGGUGCAUUAAGUGCAAGGGAGGGAAGGUCUUAAUGGUUCAACAGCCACGGCUCAACUUUUUGUAUCCGUGAGAUGUGUUUUUUGCCUCUGUGACUGGAUGUCAUUCAGUUUUAUUUUUUAUAAAUGUCUAUAUUUUUAAAUAAAUUGCUGUGGUACCAAGUAAGUUGAAAACGCUGGGAAUUGUUAUUGGACCAAAAUGUGCUAGAAGUUGUUUUUAGAAUGUUAUGUUGUUCAUGUUACACCUUCCCCGCCUUUCACAUUGUUUUGACCUUCAGCUUCCACUCGUAACACCAGUCGAAAAUCCCCAGGACCUUUGGCCUUGUGUCCCACACUGUGAGCAACAUGGUGGAUAUGUUUUUUCUUGUGCAUACAUAAGGCAUGGAAAUCAUCCCUGCAUCACAUACCCGUCCCUUUUGCUGCCUGCUUAGGACUCCUUACGCACAACACGACAACAUAACUUGCCCUCAUUAGACUGCAAAAUCAAAUUUAGACGAACUGGAAAACUGCUUACAAUGUUUCACUUGUUAAAAAAACAAACAUAUUAGUGGAGCGGUAAUGAAUGUAACAUUAGUCAUCUGAAUAUUUCAUCUUUGUGUUGUAGUUUAAAAAAAAUACUGAAUACUGACCAGGUUUUCUGCCGUUUGCAAUUCAUGGUCAGAGCAUUGUUUUGUGUAUGCACGCACGCUUGUGUAAAACUCAUCUGAUGAAAUCCUGUGCUCAAAGUAAUAUCUUUAGAUUUGGAUCACGUGCGCCGUUUGCGAUCCAAACAGGUUGUUCCUGUUGUUUGACUGUGUUCAAUGCAAAGUGUCGUGUCUGUGACACGAACAACCUUCAGCAGCCAAAUCGAAGUCCAUGUCUUCUUUGCAACCGUGAGUUAAGAGGGGCUUUUGUAAGCGUACAACAUGAUAUUGUAUUUCGCCUUUUGUUCAAAAACUAAUGCUAAAUGUGUUGCUUUUGUAUCUUUAUUCACAUCAGCAAAGAGACACCUUGCUUUCCUACCUAUCUCUAUUAAAAGUGUGUUCAAGUUUACAGCAUGCUUGGGGAGUGCACUCAUGUAUUCAGACGUUCAUUUUGUACUUUUGGCUGAAUGUGCGAGGUAAACAGAAAUGUUAAAUCUGAAACCAGGGCUUGUUGAAACAUGUGUUUUUGUACUUGUAUUUUGUGUAUAAAUGUCUAUUUUCAUAAGGUUGUGAACAUGUUAAAGGACAUGAGACACACAAGGACAAUGAUGACAAGUUGCACAAGUUCACAAAAUCUGCCGUGAGGGAUGUGGCCUGUAAUUCAGCGCGGUGUUUUCAUGAUCUGUUCCGAAUAGUAACCCUCCCACUCCCAAUCCCUUCCCCACCCCUCAAGCACAGUGGUGUACUUCAGUCCGAAUAGAUUGGUUUACUUUCCACUUCUGCAAAGAUUCACAACUUUUUUGUCCUCACCACAAGCAUUUUGUGAUUUGUGCGAGUGUGCGACGGAAUUGUUUACAACAAAAUUCAAUGGUACUGUACAGAUCUUCAAGAUGAAACUUCCCUUUUUCAUACCUUAAAUGAAUGUUACAAAAGUAGACGUUUUUCAGUUGUUUCUGCAAUUCGUUUUGAAUACAUUAAGCUAAGUGCAAAAAUCAGCAAGCAAAAUGACUUGUGAUCUGUUUACAGGCACUUAUAGAACAGGAUUAAUGUCGUGUUUGGAACAACAUUGGUGGAUUUCUUGUCUCAAUUGUUUUUUUUGUGUGUGUGUUUUCAAGUUAUGGUAUUUAUGGGCAAUGCGUGAAUAUUGACAACUUUAAAAAUAAUACAAUUCGGUGAUCAAGACUUCCGAUAGACGGGAAAAGUAAUAAACUGCACAGUACACAUGUAUUUUGAAAAAGUAUUGGGAUGCUAUCGUGAAUGGUGAUGGUUGAGGUUAAGUUGUGCUAAACUAAAUUUACCCAAGCAGGCCUCUUUGGACAUGCUCUAUGCUCAUUCUGCAACAGUGUUCACUAUGAUUCGCAAGGUAUUUUUGAUAUGACAAAAAAGUCUAGAUGUUAAUUUUCCAGUCCCGCAUGAAAAAUGUGUUCUCCCAAAAUCUUUGUUCUUCAAGUGUGUCUUGUGGUAAAGAGGAAGUCAAGUCAAAAACCCUAUUCUAAACACGGUAUUCUGAUUAAUUAUUGAGUUUGUGGAUUCUGAAUUAAGAUGAAAAUCUCACCUGCUUUUAUCCAUCUGAAGGGUCUGACAACAGUAAUGGCACCAGUUACCCCAACCUAAGUGAUGUAAUGAAAGCAAGCGGUCAGGAACACAUGAUCAUUUUCUCAAGAAAAACGGCACACUGUUGUAAAUGUGCACGUUUUCUCCUGUGGACGCUUCUGUUCAAUGCAUGCUGCAUGAAACAAGCACACAUCUGUAAUACUUGAUUGCAUGGUAUAUUGGCGCUGUCGCCCAGUACUGUGUAUUCUUGUGGGAAAAUAAAAUUUGUAUUGCUCUUCGACCAAA
Messenger RNA from Hippocampus zosterae (dwarf seahorse), 7333 nucleotides. It is a transcript of the gene mast3b, whose product is annotated as microtubule associated serine/threonine kinase 3b. Gene Ontology annotation, molecular function: protein binding; ATP binding; magnesium ion binding. The transcript is spliced from 27 exons. The record is from RefSeq and is a predicted model, not a curated record. NCBI's taxonomy places the organism in Eukaryota, Metazoa, Chordata, Actinopteri, Syngnathiformes, Syngnathidae. Bases 390 to 4760 code for a protein of 1456 amino acids. Gene Ontology annotation, biological process: intracellular signal transduction; peptidyl-serine phosphorylation.